GGUAAAAGCACUCUCACAAUCACGGUUGAGCGUAGGUAAACAGUGUUUACCUCAUGGUGGAAGACAAGACGCACUGUUUAGGCCUUUGGGGGACGAGGUAGCAUUGAAAAGACAACCAGACAUUCGCAAUUACUGGGGGUGUGAGGGAGACCAUCAUGGCAGGCGACAUGAUGUUGGUGAUGCGUGGCUUGACCAAGCUGAGCCAGGCCAUCAUGGAGACUCAGGCCAACACCCUGCGUAAUGGAGGAGCCCAGGCCAUGGCCCAGAGCAUGGGAGUAGCCAUGCAGAAGAUGCAGGAGUUUGGUGGGCAGCAGCAGCAGAGUGCGUCUGAUGACUUCCCAGCAGACAUGGACAGCAAGUAUGACUUCUCUGGAGCAGAAGGAAGCAACAUGGACAGAGGGGAACACGUGGGGUCAGGGUUCCGGGAUGAGGGGGGCUUCUCAUCGGAGAGGACAGAGAGCGCAGACGGAGGGACCAGCGGGACAUACAAUGGCCAGGUCUCAGUCAAAUCCAAGCUCUUUGAUGGCUACAAGGACCCCAGCAGCCAGUUCUCAGGACAAAUCCGUUCCUACCGAUCCUAUAGCGUCUACCGCUCCUAUCACCAGGACCGCUCGGGGGUUGGGGGCCUCACGGCCGAGGACAUGGAGAAGGCCAGGGAGGCCAAGAGGAACGAGAAACCACACAAACAAAUGCUCAGUGAGAGGGCACGAGAGAGAAAGGUACCCGUGACACGGUUAGGAAGACUGGCCAAUUUUGGAGGUCUUGCUGUAGGGCUGGGCUUUGGAGCGCUGGCUGAGGUAGCCAAGAAGAGUAUGAGGCCAAGUGAGGAAAACGCUGACAAGAAGGCCGUUCUGGACUCCAGUCCGUUCCUAUCAGAGGCUAACGCAGAGCGGAUCGUCAGGACGCUGUGCAAGGUCCGCGGAGCCGCACUCAAACUGGGCCAGAUGCUCAGCAUUCAAGAUGAUGCCUUCAUCAACCCCCAGCUGGCCAAGAUCUUUGAGCGUGUGAGACAGAGUGCAGACUUCAUGCCCAUCAAACAGAUGACGAAGUCCAUCAACAACGACCUGGGCCCUAACUGGAGGGACAAGCUAGAGUCGUUUGAGGAGCGGCCGUUUGCUGCGGCCUCCAUUGGACAGGUCCAUCUGGCUAAAAUGAAGAACGGCAAGGAGGUGGCCAUGAAGAUCCAGUACCCCGGAGUGGCUAAGAGCAUCGACAGUGACGUCAACAACCUGAUGACCCUCCUCACCAUGAGCAAUGCGCUGCCUGAAGGUCUCUUCCCUGAGCAUUUGAUUGAGGUGAUGAGCAGAGAGUUGGCGCUGGAAUGUGAUUACAUAAGAGAGGCCAAAUGUGCCAAGAAAUUCAAGGAGCUGCUGAAAGACCACCCGUUCUUCUACGUGCCAGAUGUAAUAGAUGAGCUGAGCAGCAACGCCGUCCUCACCACAGAGCUGGUCCCAGGCUUCCCUCUGGACCAGGCUGAACAACUCUCCCAGGAACUCAAGAACGAGAUCUGUGAGAAUAUCCUGAAGCUGUGUUUGAGGGAGCUGUUUGAGUUCAGAUACAUGCAGACUGACCCCAACUGGUCCAACUUCUUCUACGACCCGCAGACACACAGGGUUGCGUUGUUAGAUUUCGGUGCAACGAGAGGAUUUAGUGAAGACUUCACUGACAUCUACAUUGAGCUCAUCAAGUCCGCAGCAGAGGGAGACAGAGAGGGGGUUCUGAAGAGAUCAAGAGACAUGAAGUUCCUCACAGGUUAUGAGUCAAAGUCCAUGGAGAACGCCCAUGUGGAUGCGGUGAUGAUCCUGGGCGAGGCCUUCGCCUCCACGGAGCCCUUUAACUUUGGGGCCCAGAGCACCACGGAGCGCAUCCACAACCUGAUCCCCGUGAUGCUGAAGCAGCGCCUCACCCCGCCCCCCGAGGAGACCUACUCCCUCCACCGCAAGAUGGGCGGCUCCUUCCUCAUCUGCUCCCGCCUCGACGCCAAGCUCAGCUGCAAGAACAUGUUCCAGGAGGCCUAUAACAACUACUGGAGGGACCGCCCCAACCGACCAAGCCAGUGACGGACACUGCAGAGGGCCAAUCGCAGGGCAACGGCACCAGGGUUAGAGAGGGUGUGGACUAUAAGGGAGGGAUGUUGAAACAGCCUAGCCAGACUUGCUCUGCUGUAAAUUGAAUGUAUAUUAAUGGCACUUUUCCUCGUCCCUCCCCCGAACAAGAAUCUGUAUUUUUUUGUUGUGUUAUUCGGAGUAUAUUAACAUAUUCACAAGACGUAUGAGAUGGUUGUUUGUAUAGGUUGAGUUAACUGGGAUGAAUGCUAUGAUGUGUGUCUCGAGCGAGAAUUGUAAAGCGAUUGUGAAAUCAAGACAUUUGGUUUCUUUUGACACUAUCUAAUGGGCAUAAAACAAGGUAAUGUAUUGAA
Oncorhynchus gorbuscha (pink salmon) is the source of this 2419-nucleotide messenger RNA. Its product is annotated as atypical kinase COQ8A, mitochondrial-like. The record is from RefSeq and is a predicted model, not a curated record. Lineage: Eukaryota; Metazoa; Chordata; Actinopteri; Salmoniformes; Salmonidae. Gene Ontology annotation, cellular component: extrinsic component of mitochondrial inner membrane. Gene Ontology annotation, molecular function: kinase activity. The transcript is spliced from 15 exons. Bases 156 to 2060 code for a protein of 634 amino acids. Gene Ontology annotation, biological process: ubiquinone biosynthetic process.